UUGUGCCAAAAUCAAUAACUAGUUCCAGAGUUCAAAUAUUUUUGUUAAUUUCUUUGUAUUGACCAGGCUAGCUCCGAGUCGAUGCUUUCUACCUCCGUACAACGAGAUGUUCAUAAGAGGUGACUGAGAAGCAGGAGCAAACGUCCAGUUUCCUGUCUGUGGAGAGAGAAAAGAUGAUUUUGAGGCUGAAGCCACCGUCUUCUUCCAUAUGCCUUGUGCUCUUCUUUGUCUUCUUUUCGUGCAGCAAAUCCAAUGCCCAGAAUGCUACCACUGACCCCUCUGAAGUAAGGGCAUUGAACACAAUCUUCCAAAAAUGGGAUACACAAGCUGUGGCAUCAUGGAACAACAGUGGAGAGCCAUGCAGUGGGCUUGCACUUAGUCCAAGUGAUUCUGUGUUUGAAGAUGGUGCUAAUAACCCAGCUAUCAGAUGUGAUUGUUCUUUCAACAACAACACUCUCUGCCACAUCACUAGACUGAGGGUAUACGCUCUGGAUAAACGAGGAGUGUUACCAGAGGAGCUUUUGGAUUUGCCUUUUCUGACAUUCUUGAAGAUUGAUCAAAACUUCUUUAGUGGUUCCUUGCCAGCCUUUAUUGGAAAUAUGUCUAAACUAGAGUUAUUGUCAAUUGCCCACAAUGAUUUCUCAGGACCCAUUCCAAAGGAGCUUGGAAAUCUUAAGGAGCUAUAUAUGCUGUCUUUUGGUCAUAAUAAUUUCUCAGGAACAUUCCCUCCAGAGCUUGGUAAUUUAGUCAACCUUCAACAAAUUUACAUUAACAGUUGUGGAUUGGGUGGUGAGAUUCCCUCAACAUUUGCUAGCCUUGAAAAACUGGAAAUUGUGUGGGCAUCUGACGUUGCUUUCACAGGCACAAUACCCGACUUUAUUGGCAAUAACUGGACAAAGCUUACAUCAUUGAGAUUUGAAGGGAACUCUUUUGCAGGACCAAUACCAUCCAGUUUUGCGAACUUAACCUCAUUGGAGUCUUUGCGAAUUGGUGGUAUAUACAAUGGAAGCUCUUCUCUUGGUUUUGUAAGAAAUCUAAGGAACUUGACUGACUUAGUUCUAAGAAAUGUCUUACUCACUGGUAAUUUGCCAUCUUAUAUCACCGAAUUACAAUCUUUACAAAAGCUGGAUUUGAGUUUCAACAACUUAGCAGGCCAAAUUCCAAGUGCUUUGCUCAAUAUGAAUUCUCUUAUAUACUUGUUUCUUGGAAAUAAUAGUCUGUCAGGUACCCUUCCGAGCCAAAAGAGCGAUACUCUUCAGACUAUAGAUUUAUCAUACAAUUUUCUAUCAGGAAACUUGCCAUCAUGGAUAAACUCAGGCUUACAACUGAAUUUGGUGGCCAAUAACUUCACAUCCAACAGCUCAAACAUAAGGCUUUUGCAAGGAUUAGAAUGCCUUCAAAGAAGCUUUCCAUGCAAUAGAAACACUCCACGAUAUGCAAACUUCUCAAUCAAGUGCGGUGGCCCACAGAUGACAUCUAAUGGGAUAGUGUUUGAGGCUGAGAACAGUACUACUCUAGGUGCAGCAUCUUUUAAUGUAACCAGUACACAGAAAUGGGCAGUUAGCAAUGUUGGCUUGUUUGCAGACAGACGAAAUCAAAAGUAUGUGGAAAACACCUUUGCACAAGUGAGAAGUACAGGCACUCCGGAGCUGUAUCAGACUUCAAGGCUAUCCCCUGGAUCACUCAGAUACUAUGGCCUAGGCCUUCAGAACGGGCUUUAUACCGUAAACUUGUUCUUUGCAGAAACAGGUUUCCCAGACCGAAGUACACAGACUUGGGAGAGUCUAGCAAGGCGUGUUUUCGAUGUUUAUGUUCAGGGAAAUCGGCAGUUAAGGGAUUUUGAUAUAUCAAAGGAGGCAGGUGGGGUUCAGAGAGCAAUAACUAAGAAUUUCACUGCUAAUGUAACGGAGAACCAUCUUGAAAUUCACCUGUUUUGGGCUGGUAAGGGAACCUGCUGUGCACCAGAACAAGGUUAUUAUGGUCCAUCCAUUUCAGCUAUUAGUGUUGUUCCAAAUUUCAGACCAACUGUCAGUGGGAUACCGCCAGGCACUCCUAAAAAGAAAAACCAGACAGCAUUGAUUGUUGGUAUUGCAGUUCCUGUUGCAGUCGUGGCUUUGAUACUUAUAAUUGCAAUUAUUUAUGUUAAGAGAAGAAAAGAAGAUUAUGAUGAGGAAGUGUUUCUUGGUAUUGGCCCUAGACCAAACACGUUUAGUUAUUCUGAGUUGAAAGCUGCCACAGAAGACUUCAGUCCUUCAAGGAAGUUAGGAGAAGGGGGAUUUGGACCUGUAUACGAGGGAACACUUUCUGAUGGGAGAGUUGUAGCUGUGAAGCAACUUUCAGUAGCAUCAAACCAAGGGAAGGAUCAAUUUGCUACUGAGAUAGCUACCAUAUCAGCAGUGCAACAUCGUAAUCUUGUCAAAUUAUAUGGGUGCUGCAUUGAAGGAAAUAGGCGCCUGCUUGUUUACGAGUAUCUUGAAAACAAAAGUCUUGAUCAGGCACUCUUUGGAGACAAUGACUUGCGUCUUGAUUGGCCAACUCGCUUCAAUGUCUGCUUGUCAACUGCAAGAGGGCUAGCUUAUCUUCACGAGGAGUCUAGGCCAAGGAUUGUCCAUAGAGAUGUCAAGGCAAGUAAUAUUUUGCUUGAUGCAGAGCUCUGCCCAAAAAUAUCUGAUUUUGGAUUGGCAAAGCUUUAUGAUGACAAGAAAACGCACAUCAGCACUCGGGUUGCUGGAACCAUUGGUUACCUGGCGCCGGAGUAUGCAAUGCGUGGGCAUCUCACUGAGAAGGCUGAUGUUUUUGGCUUUGGUGUUGUUGCUUUGGAGAUUGUCAGUGGUAGACCAAACUCUGACAAUAGCUUAGAAAAUGACAGAAUUUAUCUUCUUGAAUGGGCAUGGACCCUGCAUGAAAAUAACCAAAGCUUGGAUCUGGUGGAUCCAACUUUAGUGGAGUUUGAUGAAAAUGAAGCUCUUCGAAUGAUAGGAGUGGCACUUCUAUGCACUCAGGCAUCACCAGCGAUGCGGCCGCCCAUGUCCCGUGUUGUGGCUAUGCUUGCAGGAGAUAUUGAAGUGAGCAAUGUCACAUCAAAACCAAGUUAUUUAACUGAUUGGGAUUUUAAGGAUAUAACGGGCACCUUCAGGAGUGAAGAAACACAAACAUCCAAUGCUUCCGAUGACAGCGACAUCAAGAGUAGUAAGAACAAGACUACUUCAGCGACAGAACCAAUGCUCUCUCCAUUAAAUGUUACUGAAUUCACUGACAUUAUUGGAGAUGGAAGCAUAUCCAACGCCCAGACUCAGAAUGCUACAACGGAUCCAUCUGAAGGUGGUCUCUUUCUCUCCCUCUCUAUCUCUGCAUCUUUGCAAAAUACCAUGAAGAUUGAUCAAAACUUCUUCACUGGUCCCUUGCCAGCUUUUAUUGGAAAUAUGUCUAGACUAGCGUUUCUGUCAGUUGCUCAGAAUUCAUUCUCUGGACCCAUUCCUAAGGAGAUUGGAAAUCUUAAGGAUCUCUAUUUGCUGUCUCUUGGUACUAAUAAUUUAUCGGGAACGAUCCCUCCAGAGCUGGGUAAUCUAGCUAAACUUCAGCAAAUUUACAUUAACAGUUGUGGAUUGACUGGUGAAAUCCCCUCAACAUUUGCUAACCUUCGAAAUUUGCAAAUUGUGGGAGCAUCAGAUAACGCUUUCACAGGCAAAAUACCUGACUUCAUUGGCCAUAACUGGACAACGCUUCAAUCAUUGAGACUUGAAGGGAACUCUUUCGAAGGUCCUAUACCAUCCAAUAUUGGAAACUUAACCUCACUGACGAUUCUGCGAAUUUCUGGAAUAUACAACGGGAGCUCUUCUCUUGAUUUUGUUAGAAAUUUAAAGAACAUAGCUGACUUAGUUCUAAGAAAUGUUUUACUAACUGGUAGUAUUCCCACUGACAUCGCUGAAUUCCAGUCUUUACAAAAGCUGGAUUUGAGUUUCAACAACUUAACAGGUCAAAUUCCAAGCGAAUUGUUCAAUAUGAAUUCUCUUACAUACAUGUUUCUUGGAAAUAAUAGUCUGUCGGGUACCCUUCCUAGUCAAAAGAGCCAAAGUCUAAAGAAUAUAGAUGUAUCUUACAAUCAUCUAUCAGGAACUUUGCCCUCAUGGGUAUACUCAAGCUUACAACUGAAUGUGGUGGCCAACAACUUUACACUCAACAGCUCAGACAUGAGACUUUUACCAGGAUUGCAAUGCCUUCAAAGAGGUUUCCCAUGCAACAGAAAUGCUCCACGAUAUGCAAACUUUGCAAUCAAGUGUGGCGGUCCACAGAUGAUUGCAGAUGGGAUACUGUUUGAGGCUGAAAAUAAUACUCUGGGCGCAGCAACGUUCAAUGUGACCAGUACACAGAAAUGGGCAGUUAGCAACGUAGGUUUAUACGAAGACAGGGAGAAUCCGCUGUAUGUGCAAAACACUUUUGCACAAGUGAAAAGCACCAACACACCUGAGAUUUAUCAGACUUCAAGGAUAUCCCCUCUAUCACUCAGAUACUAUGGCCUAGGCCUUGAGAAUGGGCCCUAUACUGUGAAUUUGUUCUUCGCGGAAACAGCUUACCCAGACAGAGGCACUCAGUCUACGAAGAGUCUAGGAAGGCGUGUUUUUGAUAUUUAUAUUCAGGGAUCCCUAAAAGUGAAGGAUUUCGAUAUUUCAAAGGAAGCAGGUGGAGCCGAGAGAGCAAUUGCUAGGAAUUUCACUGCUAAUGUGACAGAGAACCAUCUUGAAAUUCAUCUGUUUUGGGCUGGCAAGGGGACCUGCUGUGUACCAGAACUAGGUUACUAUGGUCCAUCCAUUUCAGCAAUUAGUGUUGUCCCAGAUUUUAUACCAACUGUUAGUGGGUUACCACCGGGCACUUCUAAAAGGAAAAACCGGACAGCAUUGUUUGUUGGUAUCGUAGUUCCUGUUGGAGUUGCGGCGUUGAUACUGAUAUGUGUAAUUAUUCACUUUAAUAGAAGAAAAGAAUAUGAUGAUGAGGAAGGUAAGAGCAUCCGUACAUCAAAAAGCACAAAUUGCUGUCUCGCAAUUGGUCCUAGACCAAACACAUUUAGCUAUGCUGAGUUGAAAGCCGCCACAGAAGAUCAGUCCUUCAACAAAUUAAAGGAAAGGGGAUUUGGAGCAGUAUACAAGGGUACACUUUCUGAUGGGAGGGUAGUAGCUGUGAAGAACUUUCAGUAGCAUCUCACAAGGAAAAGUCAAUUUAUUGCUGAGGUAGCUACCAUAUCAGCAGUGCAACAUCGCAAUCUUGUCAAACUAUAUGGAUGCUGCAUCGAAGGGAAAAGGCAUCUCCUUGUUUAUGAGUAUCUUGAGAACAAAAGCCUUGACCAGGCACUCUUUGGACGCAGUGACUUGCAUCUUGAUUGGGCAACCCGCUUCAAUAUCUGCUUAGCAACUGCAAGAGGGUUAGCUUAUCUUCAUGAGGGGUCUAGGCCCAUCGUACACAGAGAUGUUAAGGCAAGUAAUAUUUUGCUUGACGCAGAACUGUGCCCAAAAAUAUCUGAUUUUGGAUUGGCAAAGCUAUAUGAUGACAAGAAAACGCACAUCAGCACACGGGUUGCAGGAACCAUUGGCUACCUGGCGCCAGAGUAUGCAAUGCGAGGGCAUCUCACUGAGAAAGCUGAUGUUUUUGGCUUUGGAAUUGUUGCUUUGGAGAUUCUCAGUGGUAGACCAAACUCUGAUAACAGCUUGGAGGAUGGCAAGAUCUAUCUCCUCCAAUGGGCAUGGGCUUUACAUGAAAUUAACCAAAGCUUGGAUCUGGUUGAUCCAAAUUUGGUGGAGUUGGAUGAAAAUGAAGCUCUCCGAGUGAUGGGAGUGGCACUUCUGUGCACCCAGGGAUCACCAACGAUGCGGCCGUCAAUGUCCCGUGUCGUUGCUAUGCUUGCAGGAGAUAUUGAAGUGAGCGGUAUUAUAACAAGGCCAAGUUAUCUAACUGACUGGGAUUUUAAGGAUUUAACAGGCAGCUUUAUGACAGAAGAUACACAAAACUCCAUUGCAUCUGAUACUGACAACAAUAGUAAUAUCAACAUUAACCCAGGGGCAGCACCAAAUCUUUCUACGGUAAAUGUCACCGAAUUUAGUGACAUUAUCGAAGGAAGGUGACAAGUGUUGGACAUUAUCAACGAUAUCAAGGGAAGAAUGAGAAGAAGAAAAUCAUUUUAUAGAUUUGCACAUUUAAAAAGUCAUGUCUGUACAAAAAGAUAUAUUUUUUAUCUAUAAAUAAGAUUUGAUCUCUAAAAAAUGAACAAACAGAAAAAUUUGUAA
This is a messenger RNA of Theobroma umbraticum, 6275 nucleotides long. Its product is annotated as putative LRR receptor-like serine/threonine-protein kinase At1g56130. Gene Ontology annotation, molecular function: ATP binding; protein kinase activity; protein binding. Gene Ontology annotation, cellular component: plasma membrane. Gene Ontology annotation, biological process: protein phosphorylation. The record is from RefSeq and is a predicted model, not a curated record. NCBI's taxonomy places the organism in Eukaryota, Viridiplantae, Streptophyta, Magnoliopsida, Malvales, Malvaceae.